Molecule: messenger RNA, 939 nt
Organism: Clonostachys byssicola
Lineage: Eukaryota; Fungi; Ascomycota; Sordariomycetes; Hypocreales; Bionectriaceae
Source: the annotation of a GenBank genome assembly
AUGGAGAAAUGGGCUGAGUUGGUGUUUGGAGCUGGAACUUACCUUUGGGAACAGCAGCAGCCUGCUCUUGCAAAAGUAUUCUUCCAGUACUGCCUUCAUGGAGGUUCGGACAAACCUGACCAGAUAUCUGCACAGGCGCACACACUGAUAGGCCAUGUCUAUCUUGACAUGGCGCAGCCACAUGCCGCACUCGAUGCUUACAAAAAGGUCCUCACUUUGCGGGAGUUUAUCAAUGGCGUCGACUCAACGGCUGUGGCAGAUGUGUGCGACUCAGUUGCCUGCUCUUACACCGAAUUUGGCGAUACUGACAACGCGUUCAAGUAUCUGCAACGAGCCACUGAUAUCCAUAAUUCCCAUGAUCCUAAUCGGAUGGCUCGCACUCUAGCUAUUGAGGCGAUGACAUACCUUCGUGCUAGGAAGCCAGACGAAUCACUUGCCGCCCUCUUCAAAUGCUGGCAACUUCAAGGCAAGACGCAACAAGAGAUCGAGAAUUCACCCUACCCCAAGCAUAGUGGCGAUAUAAUGCUUUUGUCACGAAUUUAUUGGCAGCAAGGGGAGAAGAAACGAGCUCAGGAAUUGGCUUCCCAUGCCCUCAAGAUGCGUCGAGACAGUUUCGGAGAGAGCGGGGGACCGCGGGUAGCAGACUCGCUCUUUGCGCUGGCCCAAAUUCUGGAGGACUUUGAGGAAUACGCACACGCCGCACAGCUAUUGAGUCAAAUUGUUGCCAUAAGCGGUGAUACCCCCGACAUGAGGCCGCAUCUUGCGAGGGCUUACUGGUUUAGUGCUAACGUGGAGGCGAAGAUCGAUCAGGGGGGCAAUCAUGUUGCGGAGCUCAGAAAUAAAGCCCGAGAAGCGCGGAAGACCAUUGAUUCGCGUGAGUGGCCGGAUGAAGAUACUGACGAGGGUUUUAUGAGAUUAGUAGGAUGGAUGUUAUGGUGA